UUUUUGAUGACUUCUAAAAGUAUAAAAACUUUUUGCGAAGUUUCAAAAAUAAGCGCCACCUACAGUGAAUAAGCCAAACGAAAGUCACUUAGUUUCCGCAUCCCGCCGCUAGAUGUCUACCAUUGACCCAGUUCUUGCUUCUCGUAAAAAUAGCGCCGUACAAUAGCUCAAACACUAUUUAUAACGCGUAUCUCUAAAAUCUGACUCCACAUGCUUAUCUCAAGCGGUACCAUCACUCCACGGAAUCAGCUGAACCGUACGCCUACCGCGCAACGCACGGUUUAUACCUAUAUCUAAAAAAAUAUAUGUAAAAUCGAUACGCGCUCAGUUGUUUUCUGUCCCACAGUAGUCCUCGCUAGCGUUAGCAUAUAGUAAACAAGGGAUCAUGCUUUAAAGAUGGAAGUUAAGAGAUACAUUAGGAGUGAAUCCGCGAGUUGUGCUCAUAUGGUCGAGGAAAGUGCAGCGAACAGUAGAAAGAGCGUUGAUCCACAUGAGAAGUUGAAAGCGUUAUUGAAUUCGCCUGAGGAUGACACGGAUGACAGCUUGCCUCCAUCUGACGCUCCUAAAUUCGGGACAGUUAUCCACAACAGGAUAUUCGUAGGAGGGUUCUCCUUGACGACGACAGAUGAGGACUUGUGGAAGUUUUUUUCUGGGUUCGCGACUGUGACAGCUGCGAGGGUCAUAUACGACAGAGCUGGAGUGUCCAAGUGUUAUGGCUUUGUGACAUUUGCUAGCCCGAGGGUCGCGCGGCUGAUCGUCAAACAGAGUGGAGGUGUUAUGUUCUCACCGCUGGGCCGUUUGCGAGUGGCACAGGCGGUCAGAAAACAGAUGAGCCAACUGCCAGUCCUAGGCUCCGAGGCGGCGCCGCUCCCCGCCCCCCUCUGCUACCAGUUGCUGUGCGCGCCCCCGCUGGCGCCCUUACCUGCGUGCGCGCCCUGUGAGCUGCCCCCACCACCGUACGCUAUGUACCCACUGCCUUUUGACAGUACGUACAUCAUUGACAGACAAGCAACCCCAGCGCUCUAUGCCCCACCAACGCAGUACACUUUAGUACCAGCUCCAUACUCCGCCUGCUGCGAGCCCUCAUGCUGCGCCCCCCUUGACAAGCAGCCCCGCGUGCCGCCACCCCCUCUCCACCCUGCAUAUAUUUACUGAACUAUUCGCUGAGGGGUUUGCGAUGGACUAGAUGCUAUCCAGAAUUUCGUUCAUUUGCGAUAUGAUUCAGUACAUUUCUGAGCAUUUUUUUAAAAGUAUCAGCUCUGAUGACUAGAUGCUGUUGUCAAGUUUUUUCUUGAUAUCUUAUUGUAUGAUGCCUUUAUCAUAUUUUUUGGAAUAUCUAUGAAAGGUUAAUUUCAGCUAAAACUAAGUUGUCGAUAGAAAUGAACCAUCUCCAACACGUACCUAAAGGAUAACAAUAGAAGGUUUUAAUAAAGUAAUAGUUAAUGUUAUUUCAAGAAUGGACAAAGAUAUAUUUUGUAAAUUGUUGACUAGUUUGAUAAUACACCACAUUUGGCAUUUUGUAGACGAAAGAGUUCAAGCGAGCAAAAUGGAAUUUGAGGAUAGUAUUGAUGCUGGAAAUUUUUAUAAAGAGUAAAGGGAAACCACGAUAUGCGAAAUUAAUUGUCACACAUUAUAAAGGCUUUCUAGGGCAUGAAAUAUUGGUUACUUUUCUUUGUAAAGCAGCAUCUAGUACAUCAGUCCCGUCGCAAAUCUUCCUCAUUUCGUUAUUUUGUGAUUUUCCCACCGGACUAAAAGCUAAAUUCAGAUCAUUUAUUUCGAACCGUUCAUUUAAUCAAGUCUUCCAAACAUCACCAUGCUCAAGGCAACUGUUUCUUACAUUAUUUUCUUUUCUUAAGAAUGUGUGAUGGAUUUCAUUGUUGACAAUGAAAGAAAGAAAGAAAAGUCAUUUAUUCGAUAAAGCACACAUACACAGGACAAAAAGAUGAAAGGCAAAGAAAAAGAAAAGGAUAACAACAACAGCACACAAAAUUAUAUACACACAGAUAGAAAAAUAAAUUACACUUUUGAGUUCACCCAAUGUGUGCAGUAAGGAAAAGGCUUUGACUCAAUAUUUUUACGCAAAGUGAGACAAAAUUGAAACGCUGUUAUUCUUCCAAGGCCUGAGGGAGUGACUUAAUAUAAACAAUGAAAGUUAGGAACGACUACGUGAUGCAAGAAGUGUUCAAUUAGAUUUUUGUCUAAUCAGGUGUGUUGUUUUUGAAGAGUUUUGUCUUAGGGCGUCUAUCUCUUACUUACAUUGGUAACAAUGUAGUUAGCUUCAGUUAGAUUUAAGAGUGAACAGGUUUCACGUGCUAUCAUUAUUAUUAUACGUCUAUAGAUGCAUCAAAUCGUAUGCUUUAGUUGGUUGACAAGAGAUUUAGGUACAAAUAGUGAAACUAUAAUCAAAUCACCACAAUAACACACUUGUGUAUUUGUUAAACAUUGAUGCUCGGAUGUGUUUUACCUACAGCAUCAUAAUUGAUAUUAUGUUGAACAGUUUUAUUUCUUUAAGUUUAAAUUUAUGAUGAUGUAGGUACUUGUAACUAGAACAUGUGCGAGGAAUUUUUCAAAACUUCUGUCUUGGUGUUGUGGCUUACAUGUUGCUAUUGAAAAAAAAAAGAUUUGUCAUGGAAAUACAUUAAUUUAUAAAAAAAAUUGUUCGAUCAAUCGAAAAGAUUUGUCCAAUGGAUCUUUCCUAAAGUGGUUUGAAACAUCUAUAGAAAUAUUCAUAAGCGUAAGAAUGUGCGUGAUAAGCACAACGAAUUAAAGCACAAAGAUAAGUUGCUAGUAUAGAAGACAUUACCUCUAAAAGACAGAUUUGUUACUGCUUGUUAUCCUUUAAAAGGAGUUUUGUUUACCCUAGUAUAAGAUUGUUUUCGGAUUCCCAUACCUAGAACAGAGAGAAAUAUUUUUUAAAUAUUUAGUUUUUAAUGUUACUGUUGAAACAAGUCUGGGGUCCAAAAUGUGAUAAGGGACUAUCGAUUUUAGAUUACCAAUGAAUACCGACAUGAAUUUAUAAAUUUUAAAACUAUAAUGACCCACGUGGUGAUUCUAAAGUCAAUAAUCCUUUACCCAAUGUUUUAAUUGUGUUGGAAAAUUUUAGGCAUAUUAUUGAUAAUAAUCCUGCAAUAACUAAUGAUAAUGUUAUAGGCGAAAUGCCCGCACACAUUUUGAUAAAAAACAAGUUGAUAAUAACGUAGAAAAAGGGGCAAUGUUCUCUGGUACUGAGAAUUCAUAGCACGGUGAUGUUUUUCACAAGCUUGCAAGCAUGCUGGCAGUAGAUUUGGAUCAUCGUGUUAAAGAUUCUAAAGACCAUUUUUUAAUUGUUAAGUUUAAACCUAUUAAAAGACAAUCAAUAAAGCAUGAAGAAUGUGAUAAUGGGAUCUUUGUAGCCAUAGUUGUGUUUCUUAUAGAUUUAUAGAAUAUCCAAUUUACUAAAAUCUAAAAUUUAUUUGUUGCAAGGAUAAUAGGACCAAGUAUCCGAACUUUCAUGUUGCUUUUGAAUGGGAAUAAUAAUAAAAAUCUAUACGUAACGUUGUACGUGAAUGUUAAUCAUUUGGAUGUUGUAUUUUCUCACUAUUUAACAGCUGUCGUCAUUUGGCAUAUUUGGUAAAAUGUAGUAGGUAAUCCAUCAGAAACAGAUAAAGUGAUUGUUAAAAAUGUUAAAAAAGCUCAAUAACGAAAAGUCGAAAUGUUCUUUAAAAAUCAAGAAAAUGAGAGUCAUAAUGAUCCAGAAGAAUAACGAAGAGGUUAAAAAUGAGUAUUAUGAAAAAUUGUUUGUUGAAAAUAAUUAAAAGAGUAUAAACACUAGUUUUGAGACAUUAUAGUAAUAAAAGCUAGGUCACCAAAGUAUGUCAAAUGACCAGCCUUAGUUGUAAGGCUUUAUCUCAAUUACUAUAUUAUGAUACCUCGACAUCAUAUACGACUAGUGUAACCAAAAAUGCUGUCAAUUUAUCAUCUUUUUACGAACUAUUACUGUUAGCUAUAAGUUUAGAAUAAUUGCAAAGCUUCACUGCUCAAAGCGUACUUUUUGACUCGGCUUGUGAAUUAUGUUCCUUUAAAUUUACUUUAUCGUCUCCUAUUAAUUUUAUCAACAUCAUGUGUCAAACAUAAUUCGGGGUGUUUUUAUUAUUUUCCAUAUUCGAGUUGUUGUUUGGCACAAAGGUGAUGAUGAUUUACAGUGGUUUACUCAUGUACAAGAAUUUUUAAAUCUAUCAUAGUAUAUUUAAAUAUCUCUAUCACUAUCAAUGCUUGUACCAACCUUACGUGGCCUAGUGUCUUUACUGCCUAACAUAUCGAAAGUAAUAAAUCAGUAUGCUAUAGUUAUUUAUUUUAUAUAACUUGUAUAUAAUCUCUCGCUAGAUCGUAUAGGUGUGAAAUUAAACGAUGUAAUUUAGACAAUAUUAAUGUAAUCGAAUAGGUUAUUUAAUAUAACUAAGUGUAUUCGAUAUCUGUGAGUGUAAGUCAUGUCUUAAGUAAAUUGGCUUGUAAUGUUGUGAUUUUAAGAUCAAAUUCACUAACUUUUAACUCUAGUUAAUAGUAAUUUAGGUGUCAUGUUGAUUUGUAAGUAUUAUAAAUAUUUGUAGUUAUAUAUGAUCUAGAUUCCAGUGUAGGUGUAUUGACUUGUAUGUAGCGUGUAAUAGCUUGCCUCAGGUAGCGGAUGCUAUCAAUUACUUCACGAAUCAUUUUAUUAUAAACCUUCCGUCCUGAAUUCUAUUCGUUCUUAUCAGUUGUAUCUGCCAUUUGACUAAAAACGAAAUCUAAUUAUUAUAUUUAAAUUAAUUCUUUAUCUCCAUUUCACUUAAUCGAUUUUAAUUUUUAAUUGUUUUUAUUUACAAAUAUCUUAACAACGAAAUCUUUUAUAAUAACUUUACCCUCACCAACUUCAACAACUAUUUGUUCAGUACCUGUAUUUUCAUCAUCUACGGUUUUAAUAUCUUCUACAAUGUUUGCUGCAAUUGUACUAACUUUUGUUUAAUUGUUAAUCUCUUGGCAAAUCCGUCUCCUUCAUAGUUGUAAAGUACAGGGACGAUGACAAUACAGUUGCGAUCGGUGUGAUUGUGUUGUAUCUCAGGAUGCCAGGAUAAAUACAUUUCACGUUUGUUAUAAAAUUGAAAGUUGUUGCAGGCUGUCAGCGAGGAAAAUUAAAUAUUACAUUUAAAUUAUAUCGUCAUAUUACAUUUAUUUAUUAUUUACUUUGCAUUUUUUAUUAAUUUGUUAUGAACUGCAGAAUGACUAAUGAUUCAAGGUAUAUUUUGGAAAAUAUAAAUAUCCUUUUACCAACUUCAAUCUUUCUAUUUUUGGUGAAAUACACGCAAUAAGAACAGUGUCAUUAAUUCUAUGUAUAUUUAUCUGAAAAGUCUUCAACGUUAAAAACCAAAAGUGUUUCUGUUAUCCAGGUCAAGAUUAUUUAGGGCAUACUGAAAAUUCCUGGACUGGAUAAGUCGUUUCAUAUAUCAGAAUCCAGAAAAAUUCAAUAUAGCCCACGUAUCAUGAUUCGUCAUCGUAUUUAUCAUAUUGGAAUUGUUUUACAUACGCGUCCUAUAAUUCUUUUUUUAUAGAAGUUUUAUUUGAUUUUCCCGCUGAAAUUACUACGCGAUUGCAAAAUUAAGAUGAAGAUUUGACUGAAAUCUUGUAUUCGAAAGGAAAUUUCCUGUUUUCCCCUUGUUGAUCAUCUGUGUUGUCGUGAAGUAGGUCUUUAAUGACGGAAUAGAAUAAUAUAGAAUUUAGAAAUCUUUGCUGCUAUAAGAAUGAAUGAUACCAGUGUAUACUUAGUUUUGCACAUACGUAAACUAAGAUAAUAUCAUUCGUCUAAGGAAAAAGUCCAAAAAUUCUUAAAUUUUGGAAUUUGGUUGACAUGUUCAUGUUUGCAUGUUGUGCACCCUCGGAAUACCCAACUGGCGCGAAGUGGCGUAGAAUAGGGCAGAGUGGCGCUCUCUUGUGUCAGAGGCCAAGAUCCUUUUUGGGUCACUGAGCCAGUGAUGUGUGUAUGUAUGUAUGUUCUUUGCCAAUUUGUGGAUAGUAUAUGCUGUUUGUUUUAAGUGAGGUUAUGAUUUUAAUAUUAAACCAACAAAUUUAAAUGUAACUAGCAUUCGGGUAUCUAACAGGAAUAUACAUUUUGUGGAAUUUACCCUUUAGACUUUACAUUUUACUCAUUUGUAAAAAAAACAUUUAGAUUCAUAAUUAAGGCUGCAUUUCAGCACUUAUCUAUACGUCAUCCGAAUUUUCCUUGAACAGGUAAAUAAUUAUGUAUAUUGCUUGCUUUAUUAGUAACCUGCAAAACUUUCAUUAAGAAUUAAAAAUUUUGACCGAAUUUUAAAUAUUCGCAAUCAUAAUCUCACUGCUUUCCAAACACAUUUUGGAAACCUUUACAAGUUAAUGUAAGUUAUGUAGACCGAUAAUUGUUUUUCGUCAUAAUACCUUUAGAUGUACUGUUCAAAAUAAGUAUGUCAGAUUCUAGAAAUAAUGAACAGCAGGUUUCGGACAUCUUAAACUUUUUGGAAAAUGAAUUUAAAUUUAAUAUUACAUGUUUUGAAAAUCAUACACCAUAUUGCAAUAAUUCUCUUCUACAAAUAAAUAAAUGAUAAAUAACUAUAUAUUUUUGUUGAUUUUUUAAAAAUUAUAUUAGUAUCAUUUGCCAAUGAUAUAAUUUGGUGUAUUGUAUUUUUCUUUUAAUACUUUUUUUGUUCCAUAUUCGUUGAAAACUCAAAUUAAAAAUACAUAUUUUACUCUGACAUUAAAAAUACAGGAAAAAAUAAGGAAAAUACCUACAGUAAUUACUGGUAGUAUCUGACAACUUUCAUGCUUGCCAAAACUAGCAGCGACUAGCAGUUGGCGUCACCAAUGUCAAAUCCUAUUGUCACAAAGUUUUACAGACCACUAUACGGCUACCAUCAGUUUGGCAUUGACAUAAAUGCUAUCGUGAACGUGAUUUACUUUCUAUAUAUCUCUUUCGCACUAAUAUUAGUGCGCUCGUACUGACAUACGUCAGUACGAGCGAGAUGCAUAGAAAGUAAAUUACGUUCACUAUAGCGUUUAUGUCAAUGCCAAACUGAUGGUAGCCGUACUAGUGACAAAAAUAAGUCAUUAAAAGCGUUAUAUGAUAGUGUAUGUGUGAAUGAAAUAGUAUUCUUCGUAGAAAUUCGUAAAAACAGGUCUAAUUUUGUAGAUUAAUUUAGUAGUCUUCCACAAAUAUUGAAAUAAUAAAUGAAAAUAUUUUGACGUUCUGAGCUGGUACUGAAGUAAACACUUUCGAUUGUAUUGUAUAAAUAAUGAAAAAUUUAAAAAAAAAACAUUUUUUAUCGUUUUCUUUACUACUAUAAAAGGAUAAAAAACAUCACAACAAAAAAAUCAAGAACUAAGAUUAUUUAUUAACCACAAGAAAUUGCAUUAAUGCCUUUGAUAAUAAUUAUUCCUUAUUAAGUAAUUAUAUAAAAACUCAGUAUAAUUCAUUACCAACUCAACGGAAUUUAUAAUGAUGUUAAUUUGUUCCGUGUUAGUGUAUUUUUUGCUAAAUUAUAUUCAUUUGUUACACAUUAAACUAAAAAAAAAGUUACUGAAGUGAUUAUUUUCUGUGUGAUAGUUAUAAAAUUAUAGCAAUACAUAAUUUAAUUGUUGACUACUUAUAAGAUCCAUUCGCUACGCCAAGCUUCAGACCAUUAGUUACUAAAGUAUAAACACAACACAGUAUCGAUCCUUCUAAUAAUGUAGUCUACAUAAUUUAUUAUUACUAUAUGAGAUUAAGUACGUGAUUAUUAAUGAUAAAGUAAGAUUAUUAUCCCAUGAGAUUUAUUAUUUAUUAAUUCAACUAAUAUUGUGCAUACCUACAUAAAUUUUCUCUGAACAAAAUUAAUAAUAAUCGGUUGUGUCAAUUGUGCAAUAAAUUGGCAUGAAACAUAAAACGACACAAAAAAUAAAGUUGCUCAAACAACGAUAAUUUUUUUUUCAACGUUACUAAAAAUAUCAAAAAAUACCGAAUUAUAUUAAAAUACUUUUCUCGUAACAAUAUAUCACAUUUUCUACCGCAUUAUAUUAAUUACACUAAAUCACGUGGCACAAAUAUAUGCGGUGAUAAAGAUUACAAACAAACAAGAAAAGCCUGCAACAUUUUUUGAUAGCAUACGCAGUGCAAGCGUUAUUUGUACGUCAUAAUUUCAAAGAAGUUUGACGUUUAAAUGCGCGUGCUAUCAGAAUUGUUGUAGGUAGUCUUCUAACUCUAAAAUUUGACCUUGGUUAUUACUUAUUAGAUCAAAAAUUAUAUUUGAUAAAUCAUUGCUGUGUUUCGCUACGCACGUAAAAUAAGACUAGCAAUAAGACACGUAUAAUUAGAAAUAAGAUGUAGACGGCAAGGAAGAAAAGUAUUUUUGUCUUUAUAUAUAGGCAGAACGUAUUGGAAUGUAACUUACACCAUUUGCAUCAUCGAAUGUUCUUGUUGAUUGUUAUAAUGAUUGUCUAGUAAUUAAUGUAUGUGAUAUUGUUAUUGGAAUAAUAGAUAUUUUAAAUGCUAAUAAUUAUUAUAAAUCUAUUAUCCUUCUUGUUGACUUUUGUGUGUUAUAGCGUAAGUCUCUUAAGUAUUUAACUUAAGAAUAUAAUGUAAUAAUGGAUAUCGAAUAGUUAUAUAAAAGUCUUUGCGUAUAUGAAAUAUUUAAUGCUUUAGAUAUUUUUAUUCCCUUAAGUAUAUGAUUUAACUUUUCACAGGCUCUAGAAUAUGCAUUAUAAUCGGUGUAAAAUUUUUGUAAUUUUGAAAAUUUUAAAUUUAUCAUGUAUUUUGGUGUCACUGAAAACUGCGAUAAUUCUUUAAAAAAGUAAAAACUGCCACUUCUUUUAGGUAUUUUAGUAGAAAAAUUAAUAUGUACAUCUAGGGUCAUAUAAGCAUAUACCUGUCAUGCCUUUAAUAUUCUCUCAAUAGACAAUACGCUGAUAUAGUAUACAAAUUAUAUAUUUAUAUUAGUUAUUUAUUCCAGUCAGAUAUAUAAAUUACUUAUAAGUACAAAAAAAACGUCUUCUUAAUUGGUGUCAUUAAAAUUAAUAAAAGAUAAAAAUGUCCCAAAAUGACACUAAAUACGCCACACCUGUCAUAUAUGUAUGCAUGUCACACUGUCUUGUGUAAUAUUUCUUCCUAUUAGUGAAUAUUAAAAUCUAUUAAAAGGAAAUAAAAAUAUAUAUUAGCUUCA
This is a messenger RNA of Cydia fagiglandana, 9173 nucleotides long. It is a transcript of the gene Boule, whose product is annotated as protein boule. Gene Ontology annotation, cellular component: cytoplasm. The transcript has 4 exons. The coding region runs from base 397 to 1155 and encodes 252 amino acids. Gene Ontology annotation, biological process: positive regulation of translational initiation; 3'-UTR-mediated mRNA stabilization. The record is from RefSeq and is a predicted model, not a curated record. Lineage: Eukaryota; Metazoa; Arthropoda; Insecta; Lepidoptera; Tortricidae. Gene Ontology annotation, molecular function: translation activator activity; mRNA 3'-UTR binding.